CGUCGCUCCUUCCUCUGCAGCCCCCUCUCAGCCCAGACAGUCCAAGUGACCUCUGUGAAUUCGACGACGUCUAUCGGUUGAUCAACAUCGACCUGCGACCCUUCUUUUCUCUCAGGAUCCAAGAAUCACACUUGCAUACUCACCCCAAGAAGAAACAUCAUGUCUGUCGGUAAGAACAAGCGUCUCUCUAAGGGUAAGAAGGGUAUCAAGAAGAACAAGGUUGAUGCCUUCGCCAGGAAGGACUGGUACUCGGUCAGGGCACCCUCAAUCUUCGAGGUGAAGAAUGUCGGUCAGACCCUCGUCAACCGAAGCCAGGGAUUGAAGAACGCCAACGACUCCUUGAAGGGACGAGUUAUGGAGUUCUCCCUCGGUGACUUGAACAAGGAGGAGGACCAGGCUUUCAGGAAGAUCAAGCUCAGGGUUGAGGACGUCAAGGACAAGAACUGUCUGACUUCGUUCUACGGCAUGGACUUCACCACCGACAAGAUCCGAUCUUUGGUCCGAAAGUGGCAGUCCUUGAUCGAGGCCCACAUCGAUGUCCGAACCACCGAUGGAUACCUCGUCCGACUUUUCGCCAUCGCUUUCACCCGAAAGAACAGGCAGCAGGUCAAGAAGACCUCGUACGCUCAGUCCGCCCAGAUCAGGCAGAUCAGGGCCAAGAUGCACGAGAUCAUGAAGAGGGAGAGCGAGUGCGAGUUGAAGGAGUUGGUCCAGAAGUUCGUCCCCGAGUCGAUCGGACGAGAGAUCGAGAAGGCCACCAAGGGAAUCUUCCCCCUCCAACACGUCUAUGUCCGAAAGGCCAAGCUCCUCAAGUCCCCCAAGGUUGACUUGAGCAAGCUCCUCGAGUCUCACGGUGAGAUCGAGAACUCCACCGGUACCAAGGUCGUCUCCGACUUUGUCGAGCCCGAGGUUUUGGCUUCCGUCUAAACGUCUUGCUUCCCACCAAAUCAAAAAGGGAAUCAAGGUGUCUAGGAUGGGGAGGAUGGUCAUGGCUGCAGCUCGAGCGAUGUCGUCUUGUGGACGGUCAGGAGGAUCAUUCGGCACAAGAGACCGGGUUGCCGCGUCAUCACCGGCUCUGUGUUUCCGACGGGUCCUGCCUUUCAUGUAAUCUUUUAGUCUGGGGAUGCAUCGUUAGAGUUACAGAUAUGACAUUUUCUGCACUACAAUCUGACUUGGCUCGAGAGCAUCUGCCCGAUGGCGCCAUUCCUGGUCGUAAAACGUCAUUUCGGGUGUUGUUGAUUUUGUUAGGAUCUUGCUGCUGGAGUCCGAGGCAGAUCAAGCGAUUGAAUACCGACGACUCAAGCAGCUAAUCGUAUGUCACAGCGUCCAAGUAAAAC
Molecule: messenger RNA, 1337 nt
Organism: Filobasidium floriforme
Lineage: Eukaryota; Fungi; Basidiomycota; Tremellomycetes; Filobasidiales; Filobasidiaceae
Product: S-phase-specific ribosomal protein cyc07
Exons: 5
Coding region: 160-927 (255 amino acids)
Biological process (GO): translation
Cellular component (GO): cytosol; ribosome
Molecular function (GO): structural constituent of ribosome
Source: RefSeq, a predicted model, not a curated record